AUGCCUCAAAUACCCAACUGUGGAAACAACGCAACACCAACCCCGCCGGAGAUAAAUACAGUUGCAUUCCAAGCAGCGGUGUCUGCUGUGGUCACUGCAGCACUUGCGCAGGUUCGCAAUGGAAACAACGGAGACGACGUCGGACAGGGAAUAAGAAGCACAAAUCAUGGAACAAAGCACAGAGCCACACGAACCUACACCUACAAGGAUUUCACCAACGCCAAACCUCGAACCCUUAACGGAACAGGAGGCGUAAUAGCCUUGAAGCGAUGGAUUGAGAAAGUAGAAUCAGUCUUUGAAAUCUGCGGGUGUCCCGAUGAGUGCAAGGUCAAGUUCGCAUCCUACACAUUCACUGAUCAAGCUCUCUCCUGGUGGAAUGGCCACAUAGAGGCCAUGACACUCCCGAUGGCGAACGCGUUGCCAUGGGAAGAGCUUAAAGAAAUGAUACUGGCUGAAUACUGUCCAAGAGGCGAAAUCCAGAAGAUGGAACACGAACAGUGGAACCUCACAGUUCAAAACUCCGAUAUCGAUGUGUACAUAUCCAGAUUUAGUGAGCUAUCUCUUCUGUGCCCUGGAAUGAUCACCUCAGAAGGGAAAAAUAUUGAGAGAUUUAUCUGGGGACUGACUGCACCUAUCCAAGGGAAUGUCAUUGCGGAAAACCCUGAGACGUUUGAUAGCGCCAAGAGACUAGCCAAGAAAUUGUAUGAUCACGGUAACAAGAAGGGUGCCCAAACAGUGGAAGUGGAGGUUAAGAAAGAAGGAGAGAAUAAGAAAGGGAAAAAAACAAGCAAAAGGGAAAACAAAACUCGGAAUCAUCUAAGAAACAACAAACGGUGGCUGUUCAUGCGGCAACACAAGCUACCACCACACCACAUGCUCCAGCCUCAUCCACACCAAAUGCUCCAAAGCAGUACUCAGGAAAUCUCCCCAAAUGUAAAAAAUGCAACUUCCACCAUCAUGGGGAAUGCAGAGAGAUGA
This is a messenger RNA of Lactuca sativa (garden lettuce), 978 nucleotides long. The record is from RefSeq and is a predicted model, not a curated record. NCBI's taxonomy places the organism in Eukaryota, Viridiplantae, Streptophyta, Magnoliopsida, Asterales, Asteraceae.